AGGAAGAAAGAAUAUCUUUUGAGCAGAUUCCUAGUCCAGAAUAUUUCACCAAAUGGUAAAAUAUUUGGUAGAAUUUUGUGGAGUAUAAAUUGAAGGGUUGAGGUUUGAUGGGUUUACUUGACAAGUACCCCACCACAUGGUGUUUGGGCUAUUUACAGCUGCAGCAAAUAGGCAGAUUAUACCUUCCCUCAUAAUGUGGCUUUCCCUUGCUCUCUCUCUGUUUUUCUAGAGUGCCUUUGAGGGAAUACAAAGAACCAGAACAUCCCAAACUUUUCCCUUUUUUACCUUUUAUUGCCUGCAUUUUGCGUAAAAUUAUGAGCUUUCAUAUGGGUUCUUCACCUUUUUGAGUUUUUUGAGUUUUCUUUCGUAAAGUUUGGUUUUUUAUGGCUGGUUCUCAAAUGGGUUUUGUUCAUUUCUUUGUUUCCAGAUCUGGUUUUUAGUGAUUUUUCUUGCUUUUUGUCAAAUUUUGGAAAUUGGGUUCUCAAACUCUUCAAAGUUUUGAACUUUUUCUGCUAUUUAGUGUGAGAAAAUGGCCCCAAGGUUGGAUUUUUCCAGUUUCUGGGCAAAGGAAAGCAGGAAGGGGACACCAGUGGUGGUGACAAUGGAGAACCCCAACUUCUCUGUGGUGGAAAUCGACGGUCCAGAUGCAGCAUUCAGGCCAGUUGAUAAGAGCAGGGGGAAGAAUGCAAAGCAAGUGACAUGGGUUUUGCUUCUCAAAGCUCACCGCGCAGUCAGCUGCAUUGGGUGGGUUGCCACCCUCUUCUGGACACUUCUCAGCACCAUUAAGAAGCGGUUAAUCUUCAGGCAAGGUGUUUCCAUGGAGAAUGGGAAGCUGGGAAACCAGAAGUUACUUUUUACUGUCAUUAGAGUCUUCUUAUUUACUUCCCUUGCAAUCCUGGCCUUUGAAGUUGUUGCUUACUACAAAGGCUGGCAUUAUUUUAGGAAUCCCAGUUUGCACAUUCCUGGAACUUCUGAUAUACAGAGCUUGCUCCACUUGGUUUAUGUUGGUUGGUUAUCGUUUCGGGCAGAUUACAUUGCACCUCCCAUUCAAGCACUCUCUAAAUUUUGUAUUGUUCUUUUCCUUAUCCAAUCCGUGGAUCGAAUGAUACUUAGUUUAGGUUGCUUGUGGAUAAAGCUCAAGAAGAUUAAGCCUAGGAUUGAUCGGGAGUCUUUGAAGUCGGAGGACGUUGAGAAAUCGAAAUAUGAGUACCCCAUGGUUCUCAUUCAAAUUCCAAUGUGCAAUGAGAAGGAGGUGUAUGAGCAGUCUAUCUCUGCAGUCUGCCAGAUUGAUUGGCCAAAGGACCGUGUUCUGAUUCAAGUUCUUGACGAUUCUGAUGAUGAGAGCAUCCAGUGGUUAAUAAAGACAGAGGUUGCUAAUUGGAGCCAAAAGGGUAUCAACAUUAUCUAUCGGCAUCGUGUUGUUAGAACUGGUUACAAAGCCGGAAAUCUCAAGUCUGCAAUGAGCUGUGAUUAUGUGAGAGACUAUGAAUUUGUUGCAAUCUUUGAUGCAGACUUCCAACCCAAUCCAGAUUUUCUUAAGCAAACGGUGCCACAUUUCAAGGACAACCCCGAACUAGGUUUAGUUCAGGCUAGAUGGGCCUUUGUGAACAAGGAAGAGAACUUGUUGACUCGUCUCCAAAAUGUUAAUUUGUGUUUCCACUUUGAGGUGGAACAGCAGGUUAACGGGGUGUUUCUUAAUUUCUUUGGUUUCAAUGGAACUGCUGGUGUUUGGAGAAUUAAAGCCCUUGAGGGGUCUGGAGGAUGGCUAGAAAGGACUACUGUAGAGGACAUGGACAUAGCUGUCCGGGCCCAUCUCAACGGUUGGAAAUUCAUCUACCUUAACGAUGUUAAGGUACCAUGUGAAGUGCCUGAGUCCUAUGAAGCUUACCGAAAGCAGCAGCAUCGUUGGCAUUCUGGUCCUAUGCAGCUAUUCAGAUUAUGCCUUCCAGCGAUUAUAACUUCCAAGAUAUCCGCGUGGAAGAAAGCAAACUUGAUACUUCUAUUCUUUCUGUUGAGGAAACUUAUCCUUCCUUUCUAUUCCUUCACCUUGUUCUGCAUAAUUCUUCCGCUAACCAUGUUUGUCCCGGAGGCAGAGCUUCCCGCAUGGGUCAUCUGUUACGUUCCUGUUUUCAUGUCGUUCCUCAACAUUCUUCCAUCCCCUAAAUCCUUCCCUUUUAUUAUUCCUUAUCUCCUUUUCGAGAACACAAUGUCUGUCACCAAGUUCAACGCAAUGGUCUCCGGUUUGUUCCAGCUGGGUAGCUCUUAUGAGUGGGUUAUCACCAAGAAGACUGGGAGGUCAUCGGAACUGGACUUACUCGCUGCUGCUGAAAGGGAAACAAAAAUGGUAAACCAAUUACCGGUCCACAGAGGAGCUUCUGAGACUGAGCUUUCUGUGUUGAACCGAAUUAUGGAACAAAAAGAAGUAGCUCCCAAGCCUAUUAAGAAAGCUAACAAGAUAUAUCGGAAGGAGCUUGCUCUAGCAUUCCUAUUGCUCACUGCUUCUGUCAGGAGUCUGUUAGCUGCUCAAGGUGUACACUUCUACUUCCUGCUCUUCCAAGGCGUGACCUUCCUCCUCGUUGGUCUUGAUCUCAUUGGUGAGCAAAUGAGCUGAUAUUUCAUGGCUACAAGAGAAAAAUGGAGAAAAAAAUCAAACCAGAUACACACAUUGAGGGAACUUCAAUCCCUUUCGCCAUGGGAAUGUGCAGCAGAGUUACCCUUCGGUCCAGUAACCCAAAUUACUUAUAGUCCACACAGCGUGAACGAAGAACUCGAUAGGAACCUCGCGUUUUCGAAUGUUAUUCCUCCAUUUUUUUUUUGUUACUUUUUCCAGAUAGGGCAUUGAUCAAUUUUAAUGUUCCACAGGUAUUGGAUUGUUCUUGUUCACCUUAAGAAGGUUUGCCUGAUGCUUUUGGUUUGUAAAUUCCUUCUUGUCAAUCAGUGAGAAGUGCGCAACAAAGGCAAAGCAAGCACUUUUUGUAAUUAAUUUAUCUACUAAUUAAUUUAUAAUAGUUCCUUUGCCUCA
Messenger RNA from Malus domestica (apple), 3022 nucleotides. Its product is annotated as probable xyloglucan glycosyltransferase 5. Gene Ontology annotation, molecular function: glycosyltransferase activity. Gene Ontology annotation, cellular component: Golgi apparatus. The record is from RefSeq and is a predicted model, not a curated record. NCBI's taxonomy places the organism in Eukaryota, Viridiplantae, Streptophyta, Magnoliopsida, Rosales, Rosaceae.